Messenger RNA from Apaloderma vittatum (bar-tailed trogon), 561 nucleotides. RefSeq names its product propionyl CoA carboxylase, alpha polypeptide (gene PCCA). Gene Ontology annotation, molecular function: propionyl-CoA carboxylase activity. The record is from RefSeq and is a predicted model, not a curated record. Lineage: Eukaryota; Metazoa; Chordata; Aves; Trogoniformes; Trogonidae. The annotation marks the transcript as partial. Gene Ontology annotation, cellular component: mitochondrion. The transcript has 3 exons.
UACAAAUUGCAAAUACUGACGAAGGUUGCUGCAGAGCUGAGCAAGUACAUGCCAGAGAAAACAGCAGAGGACACCUCCAGCAUUUUGAGGUCUCCCAUGCCUGGAGCAGUGGUGGCAGUUUCUGUCAAGCCUGGGGACACGGUUUCAGAAGGUCAAGAGAUUUGCGUAAUUGAAGCAAUGAAAAUGCAGAACAGUAUGAUUGCUGCUAAAACAGGCAAGGUGAAAGCUGUGCACUGCAAAGCUGGUGAUACCGUUGGAGAAGGAGAUCUGCUGGUGGAACUGGAAUGAAAGGUUUCCCUCCACACUGUUGAAUUAACUAAGCCUUUAUUAUUUUAAUCCGUAAAGUAAGAUUAAGGCAAUUCAACACAGAAAAUGGACAGUCCUAUGUGCAAGAUUUUACACAGUUGUAUUUAUUGUAUCAGUGGUUAAGACAGCAAACACAGAUGUUAAACCUUGGCAACAGAUCCCAGAUUUUUACUUCCAGAAAUACUUGUACAUAACCUUUGUAAUUCUUUGAUUUUUCAGGAUCAAAUAAAAUUAAUAAAAUACCUUUUCUGCUUU